UUUUGGGACGGGGAGGGUGUUGUUGGGUUUGAGCAGGUGUGCUUAUGCGGUGGAAAGUGAGAGUGAUUUCAUUUUAUGGAAAAAUAAAAAAAUAAUUGUGGCUUAGAAAUGGUCUGAGUUGGAGCCCGAAAAUAAUGAAUUUUACAACUUUCGGGGGGCACUUCCCCACAUCGAUUCCUGUACAUCAGUUUCCAGGGGGGAAGUUCAGUCAUGAAACCAACAAUGGGGCAAUCAAUGGUGUCAGCAGCCAGAACGUCUCUGUGUCAGUGAUGACAGAGGAGCCCAUGGUCAGUUCAGCGAACAGGUACUCAAACCAUUACGGGGGGCACGAACAUAACCCAAUGCCGGUGAAGUAUCAACGGGAUAGCAGCACACAGAUUGGGAAUGGAAUGAUUCCUGUUUCGUCGCCGGCACCUCAGCAGACCGAGAACAUCCACUACACAGUGUACAGCCACAACGCGCAAGAGAGCAUCAAGCGGCCACAGUAUAAUGAAAACGUCCAAGAGGUGAAGAACGAGGAGAAAGAAGAAAAUCGGGAGUAUACAACGAUCAUCCAACAUCAGCAGCAACCAGGGAUGCCUCCCACGUGGCAGAGUAUCGCCACUCCCGGGUCAACAGUUGCUGACUAUUUAUCCCAUCUGCCUGCAUCUACCCUGCCUAUAUCACUCCACCAUUUUUUGAAGUACUCAACAGAGACAACAACACUUAAGAAAGAUGUUGAGACAUCCAUGGAAUCCCCUCCGGACCAUUCGCAACAUCACGAACACAAUCACGAGCAUUUGCAACACCAUGAGGAUAACCAUUCAGCACCUCUUUCACCUCUUUCACCUUCAAAGAGGAAGAAGAAGAAGAAGGUUGUGAAAGAGAAGAAGCCAAGGCCCAAACCAGGAGAGAUUCGGUUGACAACAGCCCUUGAUGGGUCUACCCUCUACUGUUGUCCUGAAUGUCACAUGGCAUAUCCAGACAAGGGUUUACUGGAACAGCAUCUUUUGGGACACACAAUGGAGCGCAGGUUCUUCUGUGAUAUCUGUGGUGCUGGGCUAAAACGAAAGGACCAUCUAACCAGACACAAGCUAAGCCACAAUCCUGAUCGCCCGUUUGUGUGCACCGUUUGCAUGAAAGCAUUUAAACGCAAAGAACAGCUGACAUUACACUUUGUCAUACAUUCGGGUGAGAAGCGGCAUAUAUGUCCCGAGUGCGGCAAGGGGUUCUACAGGAAAGAUCAUCUGCGCAAACACACGCGGAGUCACAUCGCACGGCGUGUCAAGGCAGAGUUGAGUCAGCACGCGCCAGCUCCUUUGCCAGGGGCUGAGCAAUCCUGAGGGCGGGGGCAAGGGGGGUCCCAACCCCCCGCCGAUAUGAUGGCAUUUGUGUCUGCAGCUCGUGAGGCCUUCUAGGCUAGUUAAAUUGAGGUAGCAGGCCAGGCGAGUAAACAAAAUACUCCCCGCAGGUAAAAUGGCUUAAAGAUAUAUCACACUAGUGUCUCCUUUUGGAAAUUAUAAUUUUUCAAUUACAUUUCAUUAAUUUGAAAUGCUGAAAAGUGUACUUAAUACAGAAAAAUUUCCACCAAAGUUUGAAUUUUUUGUCUAAAAAUGGCAUUUUUACAUGAUUAUUAAUUUUUAAUUUCUGCAAUGAAAAAUUAAAUCCUUUCAGUUGUUACUUAUUUAUACAAAAGCAUAUGCAAAUUUUCGAAAUUUUUAUUUACAAUAAUUUUGUUUUUCUAUUAAAUUUUGGUUUACAAAUAAAAAUUCCAAGUACUGUUAAACUAACUUUAAGUACAUUUUAGUUUAAUACAAAUAUAUUUGAGUAAAAUGAGGUGUGCUUUAUUAGAAAUUAAAACUUUAGUUUAUAGGUGGAUAUAAUUAGUGAGAACUGAAAAUA
This is a messenger RNA of Homalodisca vitripennis (glassy-winged sharpshooter), 1881 nucleotides long. RefSeq names its product protein odd-skipped. The record is from RefSeq and is a predicted model, not a curated record. The transcript has 4 exons. Bases 135 to 1322 code for a protein of 395 amino acids. NCBI's taxonomy places the organism in Eukaryota, Metazoa, Arthropoda, Insecta, Hemiptera, Cicadellidae.